Messenger RNA from Aspergillus wentii DTO 134E9, 1453 nucleotides. RefSeq names its product intradiol ring-cleavage dioxygenase. NCBI's taxonomy places the organism in Eukaryota, Fungi, Ascomycota, Eurotiomycetes, Eurotiales, Aspergillaceae. Bases 387 to 1376 code for a protein of 329 amino acids. Gene Ontology annotation, molecular function: catechol 1,2-dioxygenase activity; ferric iron binding. Gene Ontology annotation, biological process: catechol-containing compound metabolic process. The transcript is spliced from 4 exons. The record is from RefSeq and is a predicted model, not a curated record.
UUCACCACCACACACGGAUUUACGGAUGAUGCUCCAUUCCUGCUGCUAAGCGCUCACUAGUAGCAGUUUCACGACUCGGGGAGGAUUCACUGAUGCUUAUUCUAGCAUUACCUUAUGCUCCUUUUUCCUCUGUCAUCGAGCCGACUCGGAUAGCAGGCCAUGGCGGGGUGCCGAGCUGUCUUUUGCGGGGUGGCCCUUCAUAAGGCUCGCCCUGUCCUCUUGCUGGGCUUUCUUUUUGGUGGUUGAUUUUGUGGAUUCUGGUUGUCUACUUUUGGCCUUUUUAAAAUAUCUCUCAUAAGUUACUAUUAGCUUUACCUUUGGUUGGGGAAUACAGCUAGUCGAUAAUAACAACUCAAUUCUAUCUCUGAUUAUUCAAUACCGACACCAUGGAUCCAUCUCAGGUCAAGAUCCCACCGAUGAAGAACCUCACGGUCGACAACAUCACAGAAAACGUCAUCCGGAUCAACUCCCUCUGUGAAGACGAGCGCAUGAAAUAUGUGCUCGAGAGACUGGUCACCCACCUCCACGAUUUCGCCCGUGAAACCAGAUUGAGCUCCAGCGAGUGGAUGACCGGAUUGCACUUUUUGAAAGAGGUCGGGCAGAUUAGCAGUGAUGUGCGACAGGAAUUCAUCCUCCUCUCCGACGUCCUCGGUCUAUCCAUUCUAGUCGACUCCAUCGACCACCCCAAACCAGAAGGCUCCACGGAAGGCACCGUCCUCGGCCCCUUCCACACCCACGAAGCAGAGGAAAUGGCGCAGGGCGAUUCCAUGUCCCACGAUCCCAAGGGCGAGCCUCUCCUCGUCGUCUGCACCCUCCGCGACACCAACGGCAACCCCGUUGAGGGCGUCAAGAUCGAUAUCUGGGAAACAGACUCUACAGGACACUAUGACGUGCAGUACGCAGGUCGCGACGGGCCAGACGGCCGCUGCAUCAUGCGCAGUGACAAGGAUGGUGUCUUCUGGUUCAAUGCGAUUACACCUGUCCCGUACCCGAUUCCACAUGAUGGGCCUGUGGGGAAGUUGUUGAAGAAGUUACAUCGUCACCCGUACCGCCCGUCGCAUAUGCAUUUUAUGUUCGAGAAGCCGGGAUACGAUCAUCUCAUCACAGCCCUCUACCUCCGUAACGACCCCUAUGAAACCUCCGACGCCGUCUUCGGCGUCAAGGACUCCCUCGUCGUCGACAUCGGGCGCGCCGGCCCCGAACUCGCAAAGAAAUACAACGUCUCCGAGGACCACGCCUUGUUAACAUAUGACUUUGUACUGGUUUCCGAUGAGGACACAAAGGCUCUGCGCGAGAAGAAUUCCAGGUUUGCGUUGGAUAAGUUGGGCAUGCAGGUGAAGAUUGUGAAUGGGUUGCCUGUGCCUGAUUUGGAUUAGAUUGCUUUUUUUGUUGUUGUAUAUAUACCAGUACCUAACUAUCUAUGCGGAAUGAAUUGAUUGUGUGUCUAUGGUGU